Messenger RNA from Malaya genurostris, 1533 nucleotides. RefSeq names its product phospholipid phosphatase 1-like. The record is from RefSeq and is a predicted model, not a curated record. Gene Ontology annotation, molecular function: phosphatidate phosphatase activity. The coding region runs from base 278 to 1198 and encodes 306 amino acids. The transcript has 6 exons. Gene Ontology annotation, biological process: signal transduction; phospholipid metabolic process; phospholipid dephosphorylation. Lineage: Eukaryota; Metazoa; Arthropoda; Insecta; Diptera; Culicidae.
CAGGAACGUUUCAGUACAAAUUUGGACUACGGUGCAGUCAGUCGCAUGAAAGCUGCUUAUAUAGCGUGGAAGGACAGUUUGAGAUACUCGUUUUUCAUAUCAGUACAUCGCGGUUGAAUCACCGGCAUACGUGUUUAUUCAGUUUAUUUAAACUAAAAGUGCUUUAUUCAUCAACCCUACUAGUUGCAAACCUCAAUUUUUAUUAACUAAAUCUUUUUAAUGUUAACAUAAGUGUUGAGUGUAGUGCUGUUAAAACAUAAAUUCCGCCCGUUCAACGAUGUCAGACAUUGAAUCGUUGGGUCGAUUAGAUAGAAUAAGGCCAAAAUUUACUGCUCCAGCCGUGUUUGAUUUGACUGUCGCGUCCUUAGUUAUAACUUUUAUCACAGUUAGUGAACUUGGUUGGCUACCACAAUUAGUAAAACGAGGAUACUAUUGUGAUGAUCGAACGAUCCAACGACCCUACACUGGAGACACAGUAUCGUCAUGCAUGAUCGUUAUUAGUGGAUUCGUGCCUUUAUUUUUGAUAUGGCUGACGGAAGCCAUAUUUUACUCUCCGUCUAUUAUCGAAUAUACUAAACCUGAUGUCCAAGUCUCACGAUGCUCACAGUCGUUCCUCGAAGCCUGGCACUGGGGUAGAAAAUAUGCCAGAGGAUUAAUCUUCAAGCUACUCCUCGUUGAUGCACUGAAGAUCUUCUCUGGUGAACACAGACCGCACUUUCUGGACACAUGUAAACCGGAUGUGCUAUGUGAAGGGAGUGAAUUCGUUUCCAUGUUCACCUGUACCAAUAAUGAGUCGCAGUAUUUCAUUCGAGAUGCAAGCAAAUCUUUUCCAUCCGGCCACUCAUCCAUGAGUGUGUACGAAAUGAUAUUCAUGGUUUGGUAUCUGCAACGACGAGUGCCCCAGUUGCGUUCGUACCUAGCGCUUCCACUUUGCCAGUCCGUGUUGGUCUUAUGGGGUAUAUUUUGCCCAUUAUCCCGAAUAAUUGACAAUCGACACCAUUGGUGGGAUGUGCUAGCCGGUUCAAUAAUUGGAGUGAUAGUUGCUGGAUUCACGUGCAUCCUUGAUUGUAAUAAUUUCAAAAGGAAUAAAUCAAAUCUAAAUGCCACGGCAUUUAGGGAACAUGAUAUUAAUCUAAUAUCUAACAGGCCCAAGUACAGGGAGGAUAACAAUCUUAAUAACAUUGUCAAUUCGUCGUAAGCACUAGAUAGCCAUGUGAACGUAUUUAAACCAUAGUAGCAGCAUCAGUAUUUUUGCAGCAAUAUGUAUGUUGUUUUAGUUUUAAAACAACAAAGACUUUAUUCCCAUUGACUUGUAUAUACUUAUGAGUAGCACAUUUUUAAAUAGGUUUACUUAAGAAUCGACAAAUUGUGAUAAUGUAAUGUUAACCAACGAUGAUUUCCAAUCCACAUGUGUAAAAAAAAGUACAACGCUCUCGUGUAUCAGUCCCACUCUAAUGAGCAAAUACAAGUACCACUAAACCAGAAUGAAAUAAAUAGAUGGCAUAUCACUGCCGCGUAACUUGUGUAAUGCAA